UUUAUACGGUUGGUUUCAUUGUACUGCGUAUUGAAUUAAAACAUCAUUGUUCCCAAUGCAUCCUGGGCGUAAUGCAGCAAUGUUGACAUUGUUGAUACCCGUGGCUCGCUGAAUGCACGCGUUCGUUAUUUCGGAGCACGCCUGCGCCGAGCACGCCGCGCAAGCGCCGUGACGCGCCAGUCUGACAGCUGACUGUGCUGGCUCCCACCGCACAAGUUCACCAUCCGGCCCUUCUGCCAGAGGCCAGUCAACUGUUUAGUGCUGUGCGUUUCGUUCGCGAGUGCGUACCGCAAUCGAUUUUCGAAUGUUUCCGAUGUGCAUUUGGCGUUAAAACAAUUUGAAGUUUUAUAAAUAAUAAACGAUUUAUAAGUGGUGUUUUUAGUGCAGUUUAUUUCAUAAGUAACCAUUUGCUGAUGCGAGUACUGUAAGCGCUUUUAUCGGAAUUGAAAGUUUACAAUGGACUUGGAAUUUCGGAACUUGAAAUACACAGUAUGCAGUCGCUUAUCAAAAGAAAAACGGCGGGAUGUGGUCAAAGGGGUGCACGGCAAGUUCCGUUCCGGAUACCUGGUGGCUAUCAUGGGGCCCUCGGGCGCCGGGAAGAGCUCUCUCCUCAACGCCAUCUCCGGAUAUCGAUCCGUCGGAGUAACAGGCGAGCUUCUAGUCAAUGGACAGAUUCGAAACGAGCACCAGUUCCAACGUUCCUCGUGCUAUAUCACACAAGAAGAUCUACUACAGCCUCUACUGACAGUACGGGAGGCCAUGGACGUAGCAGCGAAACUGAAGCUGCCCAGAGGAGCGCAGGCGCAUGCUACGGAGAUACUUCAGGAGCUGGGAUUGCUGGAGCAUCAGCAUACGAAGACAGAUUUGCUGUCGGGAGGGCAGAAGAAGAGGCUAUCGAUCGCCCUCGAGCUAGUAAACAAUCCACCAGUGUUCUUCCUGGAUGAACCUACUAGUGGCCUCGACACCGUCACAACAGUGCAGUGUGUGAAGCUACUGAGACAAUUGGCGCGGCAGGGUCGCACUGUGGUGUGCACCAUCCACCAGCCGGCAGCCUCGCUGCUAGAGCUGUUUGACCAGGUGUACGUGUUAGCUGACGGUCGGUGCAUCUACCAGGGUGACACGGCCGCUAUGGUGCCACAUCUGCAGAGCGUCGGUCUGCCAUGUCCUCGGCACCACAACCCAGCUGACUUUAUAAUCGAAGUGACAGAAAACCCUGACAACAUAACGUUACUAUGCGAAGAAAUCCUAAACGGACAACUGUACAAAUCAUCAAAGCUCGAACAGACGGAGCCGGUCAACAACAUGGAGCUGAAGAUAUGCUACCAGACGGAGGAGGCUCAGGAGACGGAGAUCAUGCUGAGCAACGAGAAGUGCCUUUAUAAAGUGCCGAAGUAUAAUGGCAGUACUUCGAGCAGCUCUUUAACUAGUCAGGUUUCACAGAUAAAUUCGUCAAUGGACUGGAUGAAAGUCCAAGAGCAGUCGGACUCAUGCGGGUACCCCACCACGUAUCUUCAGCAGUUCUACACUCUGCUGUGUCGGAUGAUGACGCAGAUAUUCAGGAAUCGACAAGGUCUUUGGAUCCAGUUGAUCCACCACGUGAUGUGCGGCGUGCUGAUCGGGCUGUGUUUCCUGAACAUGGCCAACGACGGCACGCAGAUGUUCAACCACCUCAAGAUGUGUGUGGGCCUCGUCAUAUUCUUCGCCUACACGCAGAUCAUGGUGCCAGUGUUAGUGUAUCCUCAAGAAGUGAAGCUCGUGAAAAAAGAGCAUUUCAACCGCUGGUACAGCCUCACGCCUUACUAUGCGGCUUUGACAGUGUCCAAGUUACCAGUACAAAUCACGCUUAACUGUGUGUUCUCUACAAUUGUGUACUUCAUGGUGGGAGUGCCGUUCCAAGUGACGCGAUUCAUUGCGUUCUGUUUGAUUGGAAACGUGGUGUCGCUGGUGGCUGAGGGGAUGGGCAUGGCUAUUGGAUCAGUGUUUAAUGUUAGAAACGGCUGCGCCAUCGGCCCAACAGCUAUCGCCCCGUUCCUCGGCCUCGCAAUCUACGGGUUCGACUUCGCACACCGCAUCCCUCUCCUCAUGAACGUCCUCAUGAAGACCUCCUUCAUCCGCUGCGGCGUCGUCGCCAUGGUCCUCACCAUCUUCGGCUUCGGACGAACGCCUCUGGACUGUAAAGACGUCUAUUGCCACUUCUCCAAACCUGAUGUUUUACUGAAAUACUUAGACAUCGAAAGAAGCUCAGUUUGGAUAGAAAUCAUGACGAUGGUUGGCAUUAUGCUCGUCUUCAGAUCACUCUGCUAUAUUGGUCUAAGAUGGCGGUUUGCCACUUGAUUCCUCAGUUAGUUUAAGUUCUGUGAUAUUGUUUUGAAGUCUUUGGGUUUUGCCAGUACAAAGAUAUAUAGCAUACGAUAGCAUGUGAUUUUAAGGGUAUAAAUUUAGUUAAGAAUUAAUUUAUGUUUGAUUCUGUUAGUUUAAUUAUAUAUAAGCUUUAAAGAUCAUUAUCAAGUGCUUUAUAAGUUGUAAUCUUGGCAUUAAUGUCUAUACCGUAUUUACUUCAAGGA
Molecule: messenger RNA, 2564 nt
Organism: Cydia splendana
Lineage: Eukaryota; Metazoa; Arthropoda; Insecta; Lepidoptera; Tortricidae
Product: ATP-binding cassette subfamily G member 4
Exons: 12
Coding region: 457-2334 (625 amino acids)
Biological process (GO): transmembrane transport
Cellular component (GO): membrane
Molecular function (GO): ABC-type transporter activity; ATP hydrolysis activity; ATP binding
Source: RefSeq, a predicted model, not a curated record